Brassica rapa (field mustard) is the source of this 1077-nucleotide messenger RNA. Its product is annotated as S-protein homolog 9. Lineage: Eukaryota; Viridiplantae; Streptophyta; Magnoliopsida; Brassicales; Brassicaceae. The record is from RefSeq and is a predicted model, not a curated record.
AAAAGACGUAGUGACAUGACAAAACAUAAGUUUUCUAUUGGCUAAUUUUUUUUGAGGACGUGGACAGGCUAUCUGAUCAAGAUAUCUUACUUUUAGUAUAGUAUAGAUUCAAAUUAAUGAAAAAUAAAUAUACAAAUGAAUUAAUUUUACUGAGAUUUUCAUAAAUAAAAUUAUUAUUAUAUGUACUUUUACACUUUUUGUUGUUGUUAAAAUAACAUUAACUUCUAACUCUACCAUUAAAGUCUUUUAGCUUAAAGGUAGAUCUACCAGAUUCGAAUCUCAGUAUGUGAGAGAUGAUAAAUUUAUCAUUAUUAAUUAAGAUUUUACUGAAUAUUUCAUAAAGACAAAUAUUGUUAUAUGUAUAUCUUCUUUUUUGGAAAAUAACUUUUACACAGUUAUGUGUAUACUAAAUCUUGACAGGAAAAUAAAUUACACAUGCAUAUAAGAACCAUCCACUCAAAAUAUUGAGCACAUAGAUUGAUCAAAGCAAUGAAUAACCUCUACUGUUCUCUGUUUAUCAUUGCAUUGUGCAUAGGAUUGAGUAAUGCCCUGGUCAAAGAGAAAAAUUCGGUACAUUUUAUGAACUCUCUUGGUGGAAACAACGUUCUUAAAAUUCAUUGUAUAUCAGACGAAGACGAUCUAGGCGAGCACCUUUUGAAGCCUGGAGAAAUCUACGAGUUUAGUUUUUAUGACAGUAUCAUGGGAACCUUGAUCAAUUGUGAUUUAUGGCAGGGAAUUGAAUUCAGAUUUCAUGCAAAUUUCAGGGCAUAUGAAGGUGGUGGUCUCAUAGGUCAUUACGGCAAACAGAAUUUUUGGUUUUCUAGAGAUGAUGGGAUUUACUUUACCCAUGGUAAGGACGAGCCAAAGUUAGAGUAUAAGUGGGUCUACAGUGUCCUUGACAUGGCACCGUCUCAUUACUGAUCUGAAUCUUUCUCUCAAUAAAUUGUUGUGCUUUACUGAAAUGAAGUGAAAAGAUCUUGUUUGUUUGAAGUGCAAUUUUAUGAAUUCCGUUCUUGGAACGGAUACCCAUAAAUAUAUAUUGAAUAAAAUAUUGCAAUCUAUAUUUAGAACGCAACU